Molecule: messenger RNA, 1527 nt
Organism: Pecten maximus
Lineage: Eukaryota; Metazoa; Mollusca; Bivalvia; Pectinida; Pectinidae
Product: protein CA_C1420-like
Exons: 4
Coding region: 118-1077 (319 amino acids)
Molecular function (GO): ferrous iron binding; oxidoreductase activity
Source: RefSeq, a predicted model, not a curated record
GGAGGCAACCAAGUACAUGCAUUCAUGCGGGACUAAACCUGACGAUGAAGCAUCGAGAAAAUCUAUGGCGCAGAUGGAGCUUUCGCAACAUAUUUAAGCGAUUUAACUGUAGCUAGUAUGGUCAUGCAUCUCAAGCACGGACAGUACCAUACCUAUGUUUAUUUAUCUUUACUUUCACUUUCACUUUGGUCGCUGGCAAGUGGUACGAUAACUGGCGCUUUCGUUGUUCCGCACGGAGGCAUAGUACUUGCACCGGGUCGUUUUAACACCACAAAUACUACCGCCAAGGAGCACGCAUGGAUACUACAUAACAACUACAAACUCAUUGGGGAACAUAUUGGUCAUUUAAACCCCGAUUUGAUAUUUUUGAGUACCCCGCAUGGAGUGGCAGAUUUAAAUAGGUUCGGGUUAUAUUUGAACUCUGCAGGGAAGGGGAAUGCAGAUACAGACAAUAUCCAUUGUCCCCCUGCUUGCUUUAAUGUAUCAGCGAACUUUGCCUGUGACAUAGCUGAAGAUAUUGCCAGUAAAUAUAAGCAUGUGUUAAACUUGACAGGACUUACUGCAUUUGGACCGCCGGGGAAGUCGGACGAAGAUUUCCCACUAAGAUGGGGUGAGGUAAUCCCGCUGUACUUCAUACCAAAUUUAUCAAGGAUCAAGGUUGUUGUCAUGAGCCAACCCAGUCGCAGAUACACUGAAUCUGUUGCCAUGAUACCGGAACUCACAGAACUAGGGUGCCAUCUGUACGAUUACCUUCAAGCCUUGGACCAGAAUGUCGUCAUGAUGGUCAGUGCGGAUCUGGCCCAUACUCACAGAAAAGAUGGACCUUAUGGCUACUCUGAUGCUGCCGAACCAUUUGAUAAGGCAUGUGGACACUGGGCAGAGACUAUGGACAGUAACAGUCUAUUGGUCACUGCAGCCAAGUAUGUGGACAAAGCCCUGUCAUGUGGCUACACAGGAAUGGUCAUGCUGCAUGGCAUGUUGGAAGCUGGUCAGCUGUCGUCAUGGAUACCAACAUUGUAUGCAAAUUACCAUCCGAGUUACUAUGGGAUGAUGCUGGCGUCUUUCUUGCCUCAUUAAUUUACAUUAUAUUCUGCAUCUGCUAUACUGUAAUCAAUUGGAAUAUCUUAAAUACAUGGUCAUUUCUACAAUUUUCUUUCGUUAAAAAUCAUUAGAAAAAUAUUGAUCAAAUUUGUCACAUCGCCUUGGAUCUGAAGUAUAUAUAGUUUUGUGUUAAUAAAAUGUGCAGCUAUUUAAAAUAUCUUAUAAUAAUUAAUUCUAGAUUACUACUAAACAUGAUGUUAUGGACUGACUAGAACUGACUAGUAACCACACAGGUACCGGAUUGUUAAAAUAUAACUUUCAUAAGACAGGAAUUUAAGGGAAGCCAAGAGAAGGAAUUUAAGGGAAGCCAAGAGAAUAUAAGUAUGAUGUGGCCCUCAGCAAAAUCACUACUAGUCAUGAACAACUGGGACAAUUUUGAUCAAAUUGGUGGUGUGAAGCAUCUGUGAGUGAAAGGAAACCAAUUUU